Arachis ipaensis is the source of this 1777-nucleotide messenger RNA. RefSeq names its product kinesin-like protein. NCBI's taxonomy places the organism in Eukaryota, Viridiplantae, Streptophyta, Magnoliopsida, Fabales, Fabaceae. The record is from RefSeq and is a predicted model, not a curated record.
AAGAAAUAAAUCAGUCCAAUUCAGUUGUUUAUGUUCUUGUAUUCCUUCUAAUCUUGCUAAUAUUAGUGGUAUUAUAUCCUCCAAAAUAUAUUUGUUAGAUAAACCGUUCUUUUAUUGUUGAACAGAACACUUUCCUAAAAGAGGAAGAGGCAUAGGCGCAUUGCAUUUCAGUUUCUGAUAAAGAAAUGAAUCAACAGCUAUUACGGCCUCUAAGGUCAUUGCCAUGGUUGCACCACCACCACCCAAGAACUGCUGCUACUGCCACCCUUCUUCCACUUCAACAUCAUCAUCUUCUCUCCUCAAAACAACCACCCACGAAAUCAUCAUCAUCCUCUCAUAUUGCUUCAGCUCAACGAAACCUCAAUACCCGUUCGCGGGGUCUUCUACGACCCAAUGUUCCGCUACCAUCGCCAUCCACCACCGCAGACUUCGAUUCCGAACUAAAGAAGAGCCGCAACCAAUUGAAGCGCGAAGCAAAGCGUGCUGUGCAAUGGGCCAUGGAUUUGGCUUCCUUGUCUCCUCCCCAAAUUAAACGCAUCCUUGGAGUGGCUUCUUUGGACCAAGUUGUGUUCGAAGCUCUCAUGUUGGUUAAGAGACUAGGACCUGAUGUUCGCGAAGGAAAGCGGAGGCAGUUCAAUUAUAUUGGAAAAUUGCUAAGGGACGUGGAACCUGAUUUAAUGGAUCGAUUAAUUAAAGCAACAAAAGAUUCUGAUCAGAAGGAGCUACAAGUUUUAACUGGAUUAGGGGACGAUGAUCUUGAGGAUGAUGAUGACUUGAUAGAAAUUGAAUCGGAGGAGGAUGAAAAGGAAUCUAAUUCGUAUGAUAAUCAAGUAACAAAGUGGUUUGAUGGUUUGAUCGAUAAGGACAUUCAAAUCACCAAUGAAGUUUAUUCAGUUCAGGGAGUUGAGUUUGAUCGGCAGCAGGAGUUGCGAAAGCUUGUACGUAGAGUGCAUUCUACUCAGGAAAUGAAGGCUGCAGAUGAUGAAGAGGAGAAAAAGAAAGAGAUGGCAUCAACUCGGGCUAAGAAGGCGUUGACUCGAUUCCUUCGUGGUCUUGCAAGGAGUCUUACUAAUGAAUAUUGAAUAUUAUUAUUUUGAGGCUUCAUAUUGAGAGAUUAAUUUGAUACCGACAAAAUGGCUGAAAUGUAUGAAAAGUAAUAUACCCUGUCGUGGGUGGGCAGCAUGCUAAGGAAACGUCUUUCUUUCUCAUUUGAAUUAAACGUAAAUUAGUUGUUUGCAACUAGACCAUGAAGUGGUGAAUAUUUGAUUUGUGGUGUACAAUCGUUAAUUUAAGAAAUUGUACGAUAAGAGAUGAAUACGAAUAACUUAAGCAGAAAAAAUACUGAUAGAAACAUUAUCAAUUUAUCAUCUGCAGUUCACCUGUUGAACUUGUAUAUCGGUUGACUGGUCUUUUCUUGAGCUUAUUUUUUGUCAGAAGUCUUGUUGAACAAAGGGUAAAAAAAAUGGAACUCGAGUUAGUAAAAUUAUAUUCCCACAAGGUCUUUUAUCUGUUGCUCGCUUGUAAAUUAUCGUCUUUGGUUCGCUACGGUUAUUGAUCAACAAAAGAUUUCGUGUCUAAAGGGGAGAAUUUGUUACAACUAUUAAAAAAAUCGCUUCCUUCACAGGGGCUAGUUCCGUACAUAAAGAUUUAUUCAAAUAAGACACACUAUAAUAAUAUUUCUCAUGAAGAACACAUAAUUGCGCAUAGAAUUUGUAUUAUCAGUAUGGCACCCAACUACAAAACUUCAGAAAACAAAAAGAAAAGAGGGGGGAGAUAA